AUGGCCGCGGAAACGGCUAGACGCAACACUCGUAGAGGCCUGCGCGUGCGCGCCGAGCAAGGAAGGCGGGCGGGGGAGACAGAGGAGCGCGGCGCAGCGGGGGAAAAGGACUCGCGGAAUGAGCUCCGCCUCAUGUCCGUUGCGCCCAUGCCCGUCGCCGCCCUUGCUGCUGCUGAUGCGCUGAGGGAGCUCCUGGAGCCGUAUGGGGAGCUGGUGCGGUCGUGGGACCUUCCUGACUGGCUGAUUCACUGGGGGCAUCCCGGCAACAUGGCAGUGGUUCUUCUAGCCAUGGGGGGAUACGGCUCCUACCUGGGAUGGCAGAUCCGCCUCGCCUCCUCACCUGAGGCCAAGGAAGCAGCACGAGCAGCGCACCCGCCCAUCAUGGGCUUCAUGUUUCUCUUCUUUGCCAUCGGUGCUACUGGUGGGCUCACCUCCCUUGUCACCACCGGCCGGCCCAUUUUUGAAAGCCCCCAUGCAUACUCAGGCAUGGCCGGUCUCGUGCUGCUCACCAUUCAGACCGCAAUGACUGCCCUCUUCAAGGGCAAUCCUGACCUGCGGGGUGUGCAUGGCUCUUUGGGGGUUCUCAUUAUGGUGCUUUUUGUUGUUCAUGGGCUUCUCGGACUUCAGCUGGGCCUAAGUUAUUAG
This is a messenger RNA of Closterium sp. Yama58-4, 645 nucleotides long. Lineage: Eukaryota; Viridiplantae; Streptophyta; Zygnematophyceae; Desmidiales; Closteriaceae. The record is from the annotation of a GenBank genome assembly.